Acomys russatus (golden spiny mouse) is the source of this 446-nucleotide messenger RNA. Its product is annotated as FXYD domain-containing ion transport regulator 6-like. The record is from RefSeq and is a predicted model, not a curated record. The coding region runs from base 42 to 437 and encodes 131 amino acids. Gene Ontology annotation, cellular component: membrane. Gene Ontology annotation, molecular function: sodium channel regulator activity. NCBI's taxonomy places the organism in Eukaryota, Metazoa, Chordata, Mammalia, Rodentia, Muridae. Gene Ontology annotation, biological process: monoatomic ion transport; regulation of sodium ion transmembrane transporter activity. The transcript is spliced from 4 exons.
GCCUCUGGUGGUAGCAGCAAGGUCCCUGUGGAGAAAAGAGGAUGUUGCAGUUGACUUUGGAGGUCAGAGCCUCUUCCCCUACUCCAACCAGCCCAGGCAGGCAGGUGCAAGGUAACAGUUCCUCAGCAGCCCCGCCUCCUGCUCUAGCUCAGCUCAACCAGUGCGUGAAGGGAGGAAGUACCACUCUUCCUAUCCAGGCCCCAGGCAAGGGCAGGCACUCCCUGGCUCCUGCUGUGCCUCAAACAGUUCCAGCAACUCCGGCCAUGGACAGGUGGUACCUGGGUGGCAGUGCCAAGGGGUCAGAGAAUCCAUUCGAGUAUGAUUACGAGACCGUCCGCAAAGGGGGCCUGAUCUUCGCGGGCCUGGCCUUCAUCGUGGGUCUCCUCAUCCUCCUCAGCAAAAGAUUCCGCUGUGGGGGCAGUAAGAAGCAUAGGUGAGUGCUGGGG